CGCGGGGGCGGGCGGGCUGUGCGGGGCCGGGGCCGCAGCUGCCGCCCGGCGCGGUCCCGGCGGGGGCGGCGCGGCCCCUCCUGCCCGGGCUGCUGGGAGUUGUGGUCCUCGGCGGCGGCAGAGCGGCGCGGAGGGAGCGCGGCCCCGCACGGCCCCGCACGGCCCGGCGCGGGCGGCAGAGCCUCCCUCCAGCACAGCCUUUGAGGAUGAUGAGCCCAGGAGCGCCGGCGGGGACCCUCCGGCCACGUGGCUGCUGACCCAGGGGUGCUGCCGAGCACGGCUGCCGAUGCAGAGCUCCCGGGAGCGCAGGGCAGAGCCGCCGCUCCGCUCACCCAUGGCAGCCCCUUCCCGCCGCGCCCCGGCCCGGCUGCAUGGUGUGGGUGCCCCUGAGCCCCACGAGCAGUGACCGCCGGGCCCCGCUGCGCGCUCCCAGCACCACCACCAUGUCUUUGGAGUGGCUGACAGACUGGAGCUGGUCCCUGGACGGACUCCGGGAUUUCAUCGCCACCGGCAUCCAGUCUUUUCGCGACUGUGACGCCACGGCCCUGGUGGCCGUGGCCUGCCUGCUGGUCCUCUUCGUGUGGUACUGCUACCACGUGGGGCGGGAGCAGCCCCGCGCCUACGCCACGGUGAACGCGCUGAUGCAGAGCGCCGAGGCCAACGGGGUGCAGAACGGGUUCGUGUACUGCCAGUCGCCCGAGUGCGUGCGCUGCUCGCACCACGACGGCCUCAACCAGAAACUCUACCACAACCUGCAGGAGUACGCCAAGCGCUACUCCUGGUCCGGCAUGGGCAGGAUCCACAAGGGCAUCCGCGAGCAGGGCCGCUACCUCAACAGCCGGCCCUCCAUCCAGAAGCCAGAAGUCUUCUUCCUGCCCGACUUGCCCACCACACCCUACUUCUCCCGGGACACUCAAAAGCACGACGUGGAGUUGCUGGAGCGCAACUUCCAGACCAUCCUGUGCGAGUUUGAGACCCUGUACAAGGCGUUCUCAAACUGCAGCCUCCCGCAAGGAUGGAAAAUGAACAGCACGCCCAGCGGGGAGUGGUUCACCUUCUACCUGGUGAACCAGGGCAUGUGCGUGCCCAGGAACUGCCGGAGAUGCCCACGGACGUACCGCUUGCUCGGGAGCCUCCGUACCUGCAUUGGCAACAAUGUCUUUGGGAACGCCUGCAUCUCUGUGCUGAGCCCGGGCACCGUCAUCGCCGAGCACUACGGGCCCACCAACAUCCGCAUCCGCUGCCACCUCGGUCUGAAGACACCCAGCAACUGUGAACUGGUGGUGGGGGGCGAGCCCCAGUGCUGGGCUGAGGGCCGGUGCCUGCUCUUCGACGACUCCUUCCUGCACACGGCGUUCCACGAAGGUGCCCCGGAGGAAGGUCCCCGCGUGGUGUUCAUGGUGGACCUGUGGCACCCCAACGUGGCCGCGGCCGAGCGCCAAGCCCUCGACUUCAUCUUCGCGCCGGGACGAUGACGGCGCUGCCCGGCCUGGUGGGUUCAGGGCGGCUCGGCCGGGGCCUGGCCCGGCACAGGGCCUCGGUGCUCCCUCCCGGGGGUCUUGUAAAUGGAAACUGUGACGUGUAUCCGUGCCCAUCUCCUUCCUCCAUCGUUGGCUUCAGGGAUUCUUUUCCAAGCGCCGGCGCCCCUCGGCCCCGCUGGGGCUCGCCGCCCCCCCUGCUCCUUCGUGUUCUGUUGCUACUGUGUUCUUGCGGUGUUCAGAAGUAGAGUAACAAACCCAAGGGUGCUCGUU
Messenger RNA from Prinia subflava (tawny-flanked prinia), 1751 nucleotides. RefSeq names its product aspartate beta-hydroxylase domain containing 2 (gene ASPHD2). Bases 372 to 1475 code for a protein of 367 amino acids. Gene Ontology annotation, cellular component: membrane. The transcript is spliced from 4 exons. The record is from RefSeq and is a predicted model, not a curated record. NCBI's taxonomy places the organism in Eukaryota, Metazoa, Chordata, Aves, Passeriformes, Cisticolidae.